This is a messenger RNA of Plasmodium gonderi, 4251 nucleotides long. RefSeq lists its product as hypothetical. Bases 1 to 4251 code for a protein of 1416 amino acids. The transcript has a single exon. The record is from RefSeq and is a predicted model, not a curated record. NCBI's taxonomy places the organism in Eukaryota, Apicomplexa, Aconoidasida, Haemosporida, Plasmodiidae.
AUGGGGAAGUCCAAAAAACUAAAGGACCUAGUAAAGAAUGUUCAGUUUUUCGUCAAAAAAUGCAGAGAAAAAAAUAAGAAAUUGCUAUCCAUGAGUAGUCUGGAUGAAAAAGAUGAAGAACAAAAUUCUGGAAUUUUUACGGAUGACAAAGCAAAUGCUAAUAAAAGUUAUAGGGAAAAUUCAACUGAAAAUAUUUCCAAAGGAUCAAGCGAAUCGAAGUUUGAUAUGCACACAAAAUUAGGCAGUUUGUAUAGCAGGGACUUGAGAAGAACACAGACACAAGGCAAUUUUCAUAGCUUAUUUGACUAUUUAGACAAAACAAAUUGUAAUAAAAUCAUCAAGUUGAAAGCAGAUGGAGGAAAAAAUGGAGUCGAAAAAAGUGAAGAGAAUGUUUUUAAAGGUUUACCAACCAAAGAUGAAGAACAAUUACAGGGGGAAAAAAGUGAUAUCAGCAGCGUAGAAAGUAAAAAAGAAAAAUCAAAAGACAAAAAAAUGGAAGAUGUAAAAAAUGAAAUCAUGGAAUAUGAUUUACACCUUUUGAAUAUAUACAAAAAGUUAGAAAGGGGGUCGAAAAAUGGAAAACUAUUUGGAAAAAACGGAACAAAGAAAUCAAAAAAGAAUACGAAAAUGAAGACGAAAAUAAAAACAAAAACGAAGAAGAAAACGAAAACAAAAACACUGAGGACCUACGAUUCGGAAAUUUUGAAUAUAAAGAAUGAAUUUAAUUUGACAAGGGGCACGUCCCAUGGGAAGGGGAAAACGAUGAAACUGGCUAGUGGAGGGAAUGAAGAUCAAGAUAUGGACAAGGAAGAGAUGGCCCGUAAGAGCAUAACCCUAAACGGACGAAAAAGCAGAGGUUUGAAAAAAAAAAGUCACGAACAACUAAUUGAAAUAAAGAACAGUUUCUCAGGAAAUAGCGUAAAAUUCGACUCUAGAUGCUCCUCUUUAGCACAUGGAGAAGAAACCUUUUCCAAAUAUCUUCAGAUAGGUUCUUCCAAAAAAGCGUCCGAUGAUUUUUAUUUUUUUCAAGGAUUAUCAAACAGAUUAAACAAAAGGAGUAAUACGUCCUCGUAUGAUAUUGGGUGUAUGUAUAUGAACAAUGCUGCAAGUACAAAAAGUUCUAAAGAGUUGGGUAAAAAAAGACAUCCUAGAGAAGUUACUACAUUGCUGAAUAGCUCGAAAAGUCUUCAUCGUUUUAAAUUUUUAAAUGAUAAUAAAAAGAACAUUGAAUAUUAUAAAAAGAUGAUCGAUAGUUUAGAAGGAACAGUUGCGAAAUCGAAGAAGAGAAGUAAGAAUAAAAUCAAUAGUGCUACCACUAGUGGUACCAGUUCCAUAGACAGCAUUAUUAAAAUAAUAAAUUGUUUGCUUCAUGAUUAUGUACCAAAACUGAUUGAUAGGUAUGAAUACUAUAUGAAUACCCUGGAUGACAGAAAUAAAUUAUUGAAACAGAAAAUUAAAGAAUCCUUAGAUUUUGGGGAUAUUCAAUAUGAAGAAAUUCGAGAGUUAAAAUCUCAAGUAAUGCAAAAAAAUCAUGAAAAUAAAAAAUUAAGUGAUAAAGUGGAAUUAUUAAAAGAUAAAUUGACAUACAUUAACGAACUGGAAUUAAAAAAUGCAGAAUACCUCGACGAAAUUGUGCUCAUGAGGAAUAGAGUAACCUAUUUGGAAAAAUUAAUAGAAGAAAAUGAUCAGUCAAAGGAGUCACAUGAACUUCGAAAGAUGCGUCGUAAUUUAAAAAAUAUAUAUGAUAGAAUGAGGACCGAAAUGAGACACAUGCAUACAUUAAAAUCGAAAUAUUUUAAGAGGUACAAGAGGAGGAAAUUUUCUAUUAAUAAGUGGAUGCGCUUGAAGGCAAAAAUAAGCAAACAGGAUUUGUGUUUCUUCACGAGUGAUGAAGGGGUUAAUUCAACCAUUACUAUCCUUACAUCGAAGGAGGGUGAGAAGUGUACCACUUCUGAACUUGUUGAAAAGGAUACUCAUACUGAGGGGGAAGAGGAGAAGAAGAAGAAGGACGACGAAUCAUCAGAAAAAAAGAAAGACACUCAAAAACAGUACGCAGAUAAAAAUGUAGACACCAGUGAUAUGCAGAACAUAGUUACUUCGACAGAUGGAGUAAACUGCAAUGUGCUAUGUAUGCAUACCCAAGAGGCAAUAAAACUUAAGAAAAGCAAAGUCAAAACAAAGAAUAAGAAAAUAAACACCAUUUUAAGCAACUACACAUUUAUGGAAUUACUAAUGAGGGAAAAAAAAAUGGAAGCGGAGAAAAGAAAUAAUAGAAGUAAUAAUAUUUACACCUUAAUACCAAGUGAAAGUUAUCCUUACUAUCAUUACUUCUACAGCAACGUUUUAUCUGCUUCGAAGGUUAGCGGUAAUGCUGAUAAAUAUAUCAAAAUGUUCCCUAGUUAUGAUGAAAAAAGAUUCAAGUUUGUUUCUCCUGAUAGGGUGACACUUUCACAGGAAAAUUAUUUGUCCCUUUGUGAUAAAUUGAAAGAGUGUUUCUAUGAGACAUAUUUUCAUCAGUGUACCAAUGAACCAUGUAAUAGUGGAAAUAUUAAUAGUGUACUACUGAACGAGGAUGAUCCGGACAUUUUUGAGAAGAGCCUCCUCCAUUCAUGCGAUGUUUCACCUGACCAGGAAAGGGAAAAUAGAAAAAAGGAGAAACCAGGAAAUGAUUACUACGUUGGAGAUCAAAGUCAAAUGAUGAUGAGGCCAAACAAAUGGAGAAGCCUUUUCUGGAGUGAAGGGGUAAGUAAAAGCGAUGAUAGUUCCAUAUACUCAAGGAGGAACAUAGGGAAGAAUAAAUGUUAUAAACUACCUUUCGAUUGUUGUGUCAGAUUGAAUAAAAUGUUGAUAAGGAAAAUGAAAUGCUCCCCUUGGGGAUAUAACAAUUUAACGGAAAAUGAACGUAGUAACAGUUCAAAUAAAAAACAUAGUGCUAGGAAAAAAUCGAACAUAUCAAAUAAUUCCUCCUCAGAAAAAAAUGAUAAAUUUAAAAUGACAAAAAUUGUAAGAAAAAACAAUUUAUUCUUACAUAAAGAUAGUAAGUUUAGAUCCAAGAAUAAAUAUUAUUAUUCCCAGAUUGGUAGUAUGAAUGGUGGUGUAAUAGGAAAGAUUAUACAAAGUGUUAAAGGUGGCAACGGUAAUCAUAGAACUGAGAAAGAGAAUGAAAAAUUUUGCUGGAAAUUAUGUAAAAACGGGGAGUUUCCCACUGACGAGAUGCAUCUUGUAUGCGAUAAUCAUAUUGACAAUGGACAGGAACACACUAAUGCAGAAUCUGUCAAGGAAGGAAAUACAAAUAAUUUAUACAUACCUAAGGAGUACAUUAUGGAGAAAUGCAACAGAAAUGUUGAAGUGGAGAGAAAAAACAUUAUAAAAGACAAAUUGUGUCGGAAUAUAUAUGAAAAAGAAAGGAUAGAUAAUUUUAAAAGAUUCUUAAAUAUUUACAAUUUACACUUUGAACGAGAUAAGGACAAACAACUAGUUGAAAAAUUUGAAAAUGAACAAAAUUAUUCCACGUCUAACAUAGUUAAGUACGAGAAAAAACUGUUUGCAUGUGUAGGGGGAGAAGGUACUGAUAAAAAAUAUACAGAGGGUAAUAAAUGCAAUGACAACACUGCGUCGUGUAAAAACGAGCAAUGGUUAACAAAUGAUAACCCUAAUGGAGCGAACAAGGAGAAUAGCAACCAUAGCAACCAUAGCAGCGUCUAUCAAAUUAACAACUAUUACAACUACUGCAGUGUGAGUCCUCAUUACAGGGUAUGUCGUUCGAAUGAAGUUUAUAAUGCGAGUAACAAUUUAGUAAUCGAUGUGCGGGGUAAAAGGACGCGUGCCGGUAGCACUUGCAAUGGCAUCAACGUCGGUACUAAUGGUAUGAACUUUGGCACUAAUGGAGUGAACUCUGGUACUAAAUGCAACAACUUCGACACUCGUGGCAACAACUGUGUUGUAAAAAAUACAGAACAAGCGGAUUCAUGUAAUAUUCCGAAUUGUAAUAAACGUGUAAGGAUUGUCAGCAAAAUGUCUCAAAAUAAAAAUAUCUCCCCCGAGCAGUGGAAUCCGCAUCUUCAUAGAGUCCAGGAAGAUUUUUCAUAUACCCACCAUGACGAUUUUUUUCAAAAUAAAAUUAUAGCCAAAGAUAGCGAAACACUUAGAUAUAAAAAUUCAUUCAAUCAAUGUUUUGACAUAAAUACGAAGAAUUUUGAAACCAUUAAUAAAUACCUGCAUGGUCAUGUUUUAUACACAUGGGACGUAUAA